AUGUCUUCGUCCACUACUCCUACGAAAACUGUUCAGGAAUUUAAUAUUCGCGUGCCAAAAAAUGUACGUAAAAACUAUCAUUUAAUGGCCUUCAAUGCCAGUUUGAAUGUUGACUUUGCCACAUGGCAGGAUGUGAAAUUAGAGAGGGAAAAUGGUGCAGAAACUGCAAAGAAACAUCGCCCGAAGGCUCAACCAUGGGUACUUCAACUAGAGAAAAACACUGCUAAAAAAUUUAAAGGAACACGGCACGGCGGUUUCGAUGAAAAUGCUGCAUUUUAUGCAUUAGUUGAUACUCCUGAUGGAGCUACAGAGGCAUAUCGUAUUAAAGAGUAUUAUAAAUUUCAACCAAUUCAACGUUAUACAACUCUAUCAGCAGAAGAAGCUGAACAUGAAUUUGGAAGACGAAAUAAGAUUCUUAAUUAUUUCAACAUAAUGAUGCGUAAACGGUUAAAGAGAGGUGAUAAAGAAGAGAAAGAAUAUAACGAUAAAAAUGUUGAUGGCAAAAAGUCUGAAUUAAAAAUACGUGAGAUGGUCGAAUGGAUUGAUUCUAAUGAGGAAUCUGAUUCAGAUGAAGGAGAAAGUGAAAGUGAAAAGAAUGAGGAUAGCGUUGGUGAUAAAAAGUCUAAGAAAGGAAAAGAAGGAAGGGAAACAAAAGUGAACCCAGAUAUAGAUAUUGAAGCGUUUGAGCAAUUAGAUGAUGGAGAUGAGGACGAGAAAGAAAUCGAUUAUAAUACGUCAUCAAGUGAAGAGUAA
Messenger RNA from Teleopsis dalmanni, 753 nucleotides. RefSeq names its product general transcription factor IIF subunit 1-like. The record is from RefSeq and is a predicted model, not a curated record. Gene Ontology annotation, cellular component: transcription factor TFIIF complex; nucleus. The transcript has 2 exons. Gene Ontology annotation, biological process: transcription initiation at RNA polymerase II promoter; positive regulation of transcription elongation by RNA polymerase II. Gene Ontology annotation, molecular function: TFIIF-class transcription factor complex binding; RNA polymerase II general transcription initiation factor activity; DNA binding. The coding region runs from base 1 to 753 and encodes 250 amino acids. Lineage: Eukaryota; Metazoa; Arthropoda; Insecta; Diptera; Diopsidae.